This is a messenger RNA of Mercurialis annua (annual mercury), 1833 nucleotides long. RefSeq lists its product as uncharacterized. The transcript has 2 exons. The record is from RefSeq and is a predicted model, not a curated record. Gene Ontology annotation, molecular function: protein binding. The coding region runs from base 343 to 1638 and encodes 431 amino acids. NCBI's taxonomy places the organism in Eukaryota, Viridiplantae, Streptophyta, Magnoliopsida, Malpighiales, Euphorbiaceae.
ACUAAAGAAAUAGACCACAACACAUUAAUAAAUAAAUAUAUAUAUAAGGUUGCCACAUGAGCAGCUGUUAUGCUGAUUCAUCACAGGCAUCAAUCCAAGCUCAAAGCAACAGACAUUCCCUCUUAUUACAGUUACAAAUUUAUUACAGUAAAACCCCUCAAAAUAAUAUUAUUAUUCUGAUACUUUAAUUUUACUUUAAUAUUGCCAUUCAGCUCCAAAAAUUACAACUUGCAACCCCACAUGAAACUAAACAACAAAACAACAUUUUCUUCUUCUUUCGGAGAAUCCAACAAACCCCUACUUACUCCUCUCUUUCUCUUCUCCGUCGUCUAAUUCAAUUCCAUGGCGUCCCUUCACGCAUCCGAGCUCGAAUCGGCCGCUACCGACUCCGUAGCUUCGUCUCCUCGGUCCGAACACUUCGGUUCUCAUGACUCACGUGUCCGAUUUAUGUGUAGCUUCGGCGGUAAGAUUCUCCCUCGUCCCCACGACAAUCAGCUCCGAUAUGUCGGUGGGGAUACUCGCAUAGUCGCUGUUCAUCGCUCCACCACUUACUCCGCCCUCCUCACCAAACUAUCAAAACUAUCAGGUAGUUCUAAUGUGACCGUUAAGUAUCAGUUACCGAACGAGGAUCUUGAUGCUUUGAUAUCGGUUACUACUGAUGAGGAUAUAGAUAACAUGAUCGAAGAAUAUGAUCGUGUUUCUUUAAAUCAGAAUCCGCGUUCAGCUCGACUCAGGUUAUUUCUUUUCUCGAAGGAGGACGAUUCAAGAACGAGUAGCAUCAACUCGCUUCUUGAUGGCUCAACAAACAGAGAGCACUGGUUCUUUGAUGCUCUUAAUGCCGGGUCCAGGCUCGAGCGGGGACGAUCUGAAGCUUCUUCCAUUGUUUCUGAAGUACCGGAUUAUUUAUUCGGAUUGGAUAAUUCCGAUGAGACCGCGAUGAGAACCGAGUCAAAGAAUAAGACUCGUUAUUUUUUGCAUGAUAAUGUGUCAGCUUCGGAUCCGGGUUCUCCUGCUCCGGUUAUUUCUUCACCGUUUUGCUCUUCUUCAUCGGCUGUUCCGACUGUGCCUUCUAUUCCUGAUCUUCCACCGGUGAAAACUAAGGUUGAAAAUAUGGAUCCAUUCUUGCGAAAAGGUCAAAUUCCGGUUGAAACCCCAUCGGAACCGAUCGAACAGCCCGUUUCGCAGCCGGUUAUGUAUUCGGGUAACAACCAAGGUAUGCAUUAUAUGCCGAAUGUUCAUUAUCCGGGUCAUGCUGUCCAGCAAAUGCCUGUUUAUUAUGUUCCGGGUUCGGUUCCUCCACAAGGUAAUGUCCAAGUCCAGCCUUUCCAAAUGCGGCCUCAGUAUGUUCAACAAUAUCCAGUAUCAACGGGUCAAUUGCCUAUGGGGUACCACCCACAGAUUCCUGGUAUGGGUCAAGUAUAUGGUGGGGCAGGUAUGAGGCCCAUGACGGCUCCAAUGGAUCCAUAUGACGGUGGACGAAUGGUUAAUCCUGAUGGCGUGACUCAACAGCUUUACUAUGGAGUUAGAAAUGGAGCUCCAGGUAUGAUUCCGGGCUAUCCGGGUAUGAUGUUGCCGGGUGGGGAGGAAUUGCAAAGGACUGCCUCAGAUAUAAAUCAGGGUCGGGUAUCCCAAUCUUGAUUAUAUAAGUGCUUUGCUUAGUUUAAAAUAUAAAGUUGUUUAAAGGUUUAAUGUUUGUUUAUUAUGUGCUAAAAUGAGCUUGUAUGUUGUAAUUAUGUUUUAUUUCAUGUGUGGUGAGAGAAUAUGGAUUUUGCAAGAAUUCUGUACAGAAAACUUAAAUCUGUUAUAAAUUAUAAUGAGUUUCCUUCAAUAUCA